Messenger RNA from Knipowitschia caucasica, 1560 nucleotides. The record is from the annotation of a GenBank genome assembly. Lineage: Eukaryota; Metazoa; Chordata; Actinopteri; Gobiiformes; Gobiidae.
AUGUCUGAUUUUGAAGUGGAGAGUGACAGCGGUGAGAACACCGACUCAGAGCCCGACACAGCGCUCCCUCCUCCCGCAAAGAGAAGGUUGACGCCUCCUUCAGGCACCGCCUUGACGGCAGUGCGCAGACAGGACGUUGGGGACCAAGUCUGGAUAGGAGCACCUGCUCCAGAAUCAGGUCCUGAAGAGAUGGGGAAAGACGGGAGCGUGUGGCUGUCUGUGCCACUAGGCACAGGGCGCGGAAGAAGGCCAUCUCAAAAUAUUUUGAGGGAAAUUGCAGGCCCUACUGCAUUUGCAAGGCAUGGGAUCCACGACCUGGAGAGUGCUUUCCUGUGCUUGAUGGAUCCCCUGCUCCUCCAGCACAUACGGGACUGCACCGUGGCUGAAGCGCGUCGCUCUGGGAUACAGUGGGACCUCUCCAUCCCUGAGCUCAAAGCUUUCAUCGCGCUUUUAUACGUCAGGGGAAGCUUCAAUAAAAAUCUGGAGAUGGAGAGCUUGUGGUCAGAUGAGUGGGGGCUUCCAUUUUUCAGAAGCACAAUGCCUCGCAGGAGAUAUAGACAGAUAAUGCGUUUCCUUCGCUUUGACCGCAGAGAGGAGAGGCAGGCCCGACUCGCAAGUGAUAAGUUUGCCCUCAUAACGGACGUGUGGAGGGAUUUCGUCACCAACUCUAUCCGGUGCUACAGGCCAGGAGAAAAUGUUACGGUGGAUGAGCAGCUAUACCCAACAAAAGCACGCUGCCGUUUCACUCAGUAUAUGGCCAAUAAACCCGAUAAAUUCGGCAUAAAAUUUUGGAUGGCGGCAGACGUUGAUUCCAAAUAUUUUCUCAAUGGGAUCCCUUAUCUUGGGAAAGAUGCAGCGCGGCCUGCUGGGCAGCGCUUGGGGGAGAGAGUAGUGCUCAACCUCAUGGAGCCAUUCAUGGACAAAGGCAGGAAUGUCACCACUGACAAUUUCUUCACCUCGUUAUCCCUAGCCAAAUGCCUGCUGGCGAGAAACACCAGCCUCGUCGGGACCAUGAAUGCUGCGCGCAGAGAACUCCCACCUUCAGCGAAACAGCGCGCAGAGCUCCACAGCACCAAGACGGUCCUUACAGGCACAGAGGGGAAGAGGAAGCCUGAGACCAUCACCUUUUAUAAUACCACAAAGGUUGGUGUAGACUCGCUGGACCAGAUGGCUCGCCUCUAUUCAACAAAAGGUGCGACAAGGAGGUGGCCCGUGGCAGUUUUCUGCAACAUCCUGGAUUUGGCUGCAAUAAACGCAUGGGUCCUAUACAGGCAGUGUACAGGGGCAAACAUUGCGAGGCGCGCCUUCAUCCUCGAGCUGGCCAAAGAGCUGCGCAGGGAGCACAUGCUAGCAAAAGCCGCCCCCCCUGCAACAGUGCAGAGACCGCUUCUCCCGCUUCCCUAUGUUCCCCACCCACAGGUGCCAGAGAGGAGACGGCAGUGCCAGAUCAAUGCCCACUGCAAGCAGAAUAAAACCACCGUGGUCUGCAGUGGGUGCAAGCGGCCUGUAUGUGGCAAAUGUGUGGUCCAAUUAGAACCUCGUUGCCUGAAGUGUGUGUAG